GAUGAACAGGAAGCACUAGUGAGCCAAAUUACGAUCUGUGCCAACGCCCGGUUGCAUAGAAGAAGCCAGCGUUAGCCAGUAGACCUUCCGAGGGCCACAGGACUGUCGCCAUCCCUACCACAAAGAAACGAGAUGCAGACCAUCAAAUGUGUGGUGGUGGGUGAUGGAGCAGUGGGAAAAACUUGUCUACUGAUUUCAUACACCACCAACAAAUUCCCAUCUGAAUAUGUACCAACAGUGUUUGACAACUAUGCAGUAACUGUUAUGAUCGGGGGUGAACCAUACACCCUUGGCUUAUUUGACACAGCAGGUCAGGAAGAUUAUGACAGGUUACGACCACUAAGCUACCCACAGACAGAUGUCUUCUUAGUCUGCUUCUCAGUUGUUUCGCCGUCAUCAUUUGAAAAUGUCAAGGAAAAGUGGGUUCCUGAAAUUACUCACCACUGUCCCAAGACCCCAUUCCUAUUGGUAGGCACUCAGAUUGACCUGCGUGAUGACCCUUCCACUGUGGAGAAGUUAGCCAAGAACAAACAGAAGCCAAUCACCCCGGAGACAGCAGAGAAGCUGGCCCGUGACCUAAAGGCCGUUAAAUACGUGGAGUGCUCAGCCCUUACACAGCGGGGACUGAAGAACGUAUUUGAUGAGGCUAUCCUAGCCGCUUUAGAGCCCCCUGAAACUCAAAGAAAGAGAAAAUGCUGUUUGUUCUGAUGUCUUCUUGACUCUUGCUUUGCCUCUCAAUUGUCUGCUGCUUACUCAUUGUAAAGAAACGUCUGUUAUCAAGCUAAUUACAGUACUCCUAAACAUACAAAAGAAAUGUUCACAAACAUUUUAUACUUCUGUUCAUGUGCACUUUGGUUUCAACUCGGCCUAAUCACCAUUCUCACACAGGCGGCCUGAUAUGACAAAGUGCCAAACUUAAGUUCUACUUUAAUGCACGCAUGUCUCUGCCACAGGGCACAUUACGGUUUUUGUUUACCUUUGCUUUGUGUUCAUAUCUAAGUAGUGUCCUACAAAGCAUUUACCUACAUUCUGUCUAUCAGACAAUGAGAACACGUUCUUUUCUACUACAGCAUCUUCAGUUGUGUGGCAUUCCCUAGUCCUUUCACAGCAAGCUUGAUAAUGGGGUGGGGGGUGUCUUUUUAUUUGAAUAAAGAAACAUCUGGAUUUCCUCAUUGCCUCUCCACCCGGCUUCCUUUUUGCUAAGAGGCCAGCAGAUGUUGCCCUGUCUUUGUGUCAUAGCUUUAUUUUGAAUAUGGAUGUUUUGUUUCCACAGAAAGGAUUAAAGAAUGUGUUUGAUGAGGCAAUACUGGCUGCCCUGGAGCCCCCUGAACCUAAGAAAAGACGUAAAUGUGUUCUGCUCUAAGUUUCGUCUCGUCAGCCUUCUCUGCACCACUUUCUAGGUUAGCAGCACUCUUAAGGUUUGCAUCACAGCAACAUUUCUUCACAAGUCAAAAUAUCAUAAAAUAUUUGCCUCCUGACUUAACCUAAAUACAUAUUUAGUGUGUUGAACAUGAUUAACAAUUGAUGCUGUUUAGUGAUGAGUUCAUACUGAUAAAUUGGCCUUACAUGAUGUGAUUGACUUUUUAAAACGUAUUGACAUGUCUAGACAACAGUUAAGCUCCAAGUCUACAGAGUGGCUGCUUUUAUCAAAUGGUAUUCUAACUCUGUGAAAGCACUAAGUAGAUAAUGAGUUGAGUGCAGGUAGUUGCUGCUGAUUCUAAGAUUCUAGUAAUAACUUGCAAUGUGAACACUCGCCACAAAGUUCUCAUCAGCUCUAAUUGAAGGUAUAUUUGUCUUGAAUAUUUAACAGAAGUGCUGAUAUAUCACUUUGUAGAUGCAGUAUUUCAGUGCAGAGACUGAUGCCAGUGUGAAAGUACUUGCUGGCCCACAUGGCUUCAUUACAUCAGAUAGCGACACAGCGUGACACUUCUUAGAAAACUCGAUAUGAUUCCAUAUCCUGUGAAGAUUUCUAAAUGCCAGAAAUAGUGUUUUGUCUUCUAUAUCCAUUCCUAGAUGUGGGCUUGAUUAAUCUGUACAUAUAGUGAGAAUUACUCAUAACUUAUUGACUGAUGAGUGUGCAUUUCUGAUGCAGAAAGUUGAAGUUCAGAUGAUGCAAAGUAUUGAUUCCAAUCAAGGUUGGGUUUCUUUUUGUUCAAUUUGACAAGCUGUACUGUAUUUUCCUUGUGAUAAAACAUCACAAUAAACAAGUAUUAUGAAUAGACUUCCAA
Molecule: messenger RNA, 2228 nt
Organism: Dunckerocampus dactyliophorus (ringed pipefish)
Lineage: Eukaryota; Metazoa; Chordata; Actinopteri; Syngnathiformes; Syngnathidae
Product: cell division control protein 42 homolog
Exons: 6
Coding region: 133-708 (191 amino acids)
Biological process (GO): small GTPase-mediated signal transduction; modification of synaptic structure
Cellular component (GO): dendritic spine
Molecular function (GO): GTPase activity; GTP binding
Source: RefSeq, a predicted model, not a curated record